This is a messenger RNA of Vicia faba (fava bean), 1158 nucleotides long. The record is from the annotation of a GenBank genome assembly. NCBI's taxonomy places the organism in Eukaryota, Viridiplantae, Streptophyta, Magnoliopsida, Fabales, Fabaceae.
AUGGAAGAAGCUUUGCUAAACGACGAAUUACCAAAAUUCAGUGACAUCAGACGCUAUUUCUGCCCAUACUGCAACAUCUGUAGGUCCAAAAAAACCCUAAUCACCUCCCACAUCAAUUCCCAACACAAGGAAGAGUUAGAGAAAGCAAAAGAUGAAUCUGAACAUGAAGCAGAGGCUACUUUGAAAGCUAAUACAUGUGAGGAGUGUGGUGCUAGUUUCAAAAAACAUGCUUAUUUGUUGCAGCAUAUGCAAAGCCAUUCCCUUGAGGUUGGGAGACCUCCUGAGAAGCUUCAUCAAGGAUAUGCCUCGGUCACGCUCAAUAUCCAAAACGAGAGGCCGUAUGUAUGUAACCUUGAGGAUUGUAAUGCAAGUUACAGAAGGAAGGACCAUUUGAAUCGUCACCUUCUACAACAUCAAGGGAAAAAUUUCAAAUGUCCCAUCGAGAAUUGCAAGAGUGAUUUCUCUUUGCAGAGCAAUUUGAAAAGACAUAUUGGCGAGAUGCAUGAUGAAAAUUCUACACCUGCUAGGAAUAGUGAAAAUCCGAAGCAGUUUCUAUGUCCUGAAAUUGGCUGUGGAAAGGUUUUCAGAUAUGCAUCACAGCUACAGAAGCAUGAGGAUUCUCAUGUUACGCUGGAGACAGUUGACGUGGUGUGCUUAGAGCCGGGUUGCUUGAAACAUUUCACCAAUUCCGAGUGCCUUAAGGCUCAUGUUAAGUCCUGCCAUCAAUAUGUAACCUGUGACACUUGUGGGACUAAGCAACUGAAGAAGAACAUGAAAAGGCAUCUUCGUACACACGAAGCAAGCACUUCAUCAGAACCCUUUAAAUGUGAAUUUGAGGAUUGUGACUGCACAUUCUCAACUAAAUCUAAUCUUCGAAAGCAUGAGAAGGCAGUACACUUAGAAUUAAGGCAUUUUGUAUGUGGAUUUCCUAACUGUGGCAUGAGAUUUGCUUACAAACACGUGAGAGACAAUCAUGAAAAGACGGCAAAACAUCUUUUUACCCUUGGUGAUUUUGAAGAAGCUGAUGAAGAAUUCAGGUCAAGGCCAAGGGGAGGGGUGAAGAGAAAAUUUCCUACGGUAGAUAUGUUGGUCAGGAAGAGAGUAACGCCACCUGGUCAAUUGGAGAACUUGUUGUUUAUGCAGUCUUGUGAUGAGUAA